AUGCACCUUUUUCGAAUAAAUAUCUCUCUCUCUCUCUAUCUAUCUAUCUAUCUCAAUCAGUUCAAAUCUAUCUAUCUCAAUCAAUUCAAAUCUAUCUAUCUAUCUAUCUAUCUAUCUAUCUCAAUCACUUCAAAUCUAUCUAUCUAUCUAUCUAUCUAUCUAUUAAUUUUAUUCUUUUUUAUUUCGAUAAUUUUUCGUUCUUUCGAUAACUUUUACUUUCUCUCUUUCAAUGAUUUUAUUCUUUUUCUUUCGAUAAUUUUAUUCUUUCUUUCGAUAUUUUUUUGUUUCUUUGAAUAUUUUUUCUUUAUCUCUUUCGAUAAUUAUAAUUUGUUCUUUCUUUUGAUAUUUUUUCGCUUAUUUUAUUCUUUCUUUCUUCCGAUAAUUGUUUCAUUUAUUCUUUCUUUCGAUAUUUUUUCCUUACAUUUCUUAAUUUUUUUUCUUUACUUUCUUUCAUUCAUUCUCUUAACAUUUUGCCUUGCAUUUUUCGUAUUUUUAUUCUUCUUUCUUUAUUUUUCUUCCAUACUUUCUUUUGACAUUUUGCCUUAUAUUUCUCAAAUUCCUGUUCUUCAUUCUUUCUUUGUCUCUUGA
This is a messenger RNA of Acanthosepion pharaonis, 588 nucleotides long. The record is from the annotation of a GenBank genome assembly. Lineage: Eukaryota; Metazoa; Mollusca; Cephalopoda; Sepiida; Sepiidae.